Messenger RNA from Bombus terrestris (buff-tailed bumblebee), 2238 nucleotides. RefSeq names its product protein spaetzle 5 (gene spz5). The record is from RefSeq and is a predicted model, not a curated record. Gene Ontology annotation, molecular function: Toll binding; growth factor activity. The transcript has 7 exons. Gene Ontology annotation, biological process: innate immune response; regulation of Toll signaling pathway; central nervous system formation. Bases 807 to 1796 code for a protein of 329 amino acids. Gene Ontology annotation, cellular component: extracellular region. Lineage: Eukaryota; Metazoa; Arthropoda; Insecta; Hymenoptera; Apidae.
CAUGUGUCUCACGGUCGAGGCGGAACUUUUACUGUACGUGGUUUAAAGUCAACGUGGUUAGAAACGAUAAGGAUAACGAGUAACUUUCUAGCCUGCCGGUGAAUGAAACGGUUCCGAUAUAAAGAAUCGCCCUAAACCUCAUUUCGCUGCAAUACAAAACUUAUCGCGUAUGAGACGCGUUUGAAAAGUAAUUACUAAACAUGAAAAGCUUAUGUAUAUAAUUUAAUACGUUUAAAAACUAAACUAAAGAUAAAUUCUCUGUGAUGUAAAAAUGUCUAAUGUAAAAAUCUCGGAUUUCAAAAGUCGUCGUUACGCGUUUUUAUCGAUCGAUCGAAGAUGAAAGUAAUUUCGAAUCGAAUAUUUUACAAGUGAAUACGCAUUUUACGAUCGCACACGUGACCAUUCUGUGUCAGAUAUCGUAGCUAGCUCGGAUCCGUAGAACGAGUUAGUUUCUUACACCGUGAAAGCCACGAGUGAAAUGUAAAACUCAAGCCUGACGUGUAUCGUAAUAUCUGGCGUAAGAUUCUCUACGUUUUGUAAGAUUGCGUCAGUUGAAUUCAAGCUUUUUGUAAUACCGGAUGCACACUUCGGUGAAAAUAAAGGAACGAUUAAGUAUAUGUGUAAAUGAUCAUAAAACGGCUAUAAUUGUGUAAACGCCUUAUCAUAGUAUCACAGUAUACAGGAUGAUUCAUUUUUGUUGAUCGAAAUUAAAAUUACUUUCAAUGUAUGAUUCUUGAUUACGAGAAAAUUUCAAUAUCCUAACUUUAUCGAAACUGUAUGGAUACCGUAAUUUUAUUACGAUAAUAAUGUUUCAAACAGCAUCUUUGGUGAACGCUCAUGGCGAACCUUGCCUCGAGUACGGAUGUCCAGGCCGACCACAAUACGAACCUUUUGUACCCGCACCUCCGGGGCACACACCAAAUUGCGCAAAGCCAGGACAAACGUUCUGUGAAAGUCUCGAUCAUUAUCCUCGACAGUUAAUUAAAUUUCUUGUGGACAAAUGCAGCUUCGACUUCAGUUCUGCAUUAAAGGACGAGUCCAAAGAGGACUUCAGUGAUUACAGGUCGGUACCGGAUUACUCCGAGGGAUAUGAUUAUCAGGCGCACGGGGAGGGUCAGUUUCACUCGUUACCAUUCUUGCCAUCGCCUCAGUAUCCCGUUCGAGGGCAGCCGCCGCUCAUUUACGGGACCCCGACGAACGACACUCAGCAGAAUGGCUACAGGUACAUGACACCAGCCCAAGGGAAUCCGUUUUUACGCGAGGAACCGGCGCCCGCCAAGUUUCAUCCUACAGAGCAAAGAGUCACGUCGGAUCGUUCUUUUUACGCUCAACCACAGACUUUGAACUUUGGACAGGGUCAAGCGUGGUGGUCAAACAGAUACGCUAGAAGCAGUAAAAUUGCGCCACGUACGUCCUACGAAAAUCCGUUAUUGAAAUACAGCAAAUUGAGCAAGACGCGUAACAAGAGGCAGUCCAAUCUCGAUGCAAUUCCACUUUGCCCAACGGAGACACAAUAUAUCACUCCGAGAGCGGCUCUGAACAACCAAGGAAACUGGAUGUACGUGGUGAAUCUUCAAGAGAACGACCGGAAAUAUUCGCAGGUAGUGAAGAGUGAGAAAUGCACGAUGGAUGUUUGCAACGGUAUCUGUUCCGUUCCUGCGGGAUACACCAGUAGAUGUCAGCAACAGUAUGUCCAAAAGCGAUUGGUGGCAUUGGAAGGAAGCGGAAACCAGUUGUACACCGACGUUUUCUGGUUCCCCCAUGGCUGCGCCUGUGAAAUUAUAGCAAACUAUUGAAAACACGAAUGAAUCACGAAGUCUGAAGAAAUUUUACUUAUGGACAAAUUCAAAUUGUAUAUCCUUGUCAGCAAAAAACGCAGUAUUACGAAAGUCUUCGUGAAUGAAUUUUUGGGACAAAUUAUUUUGUCAUACUUUGGUAUUGAAAAGCAAAAGAAUAUCGGACCGCCAUGAUAGCCAAUGGAUGAAGAAAUGAAGAAAGAACUUCUCGAAGUGCGUGAUUUAUGGAUUCGUACGUGUAUAAAUAAUUGAAUAAUCAAGGAUUUCGUAGGAGAAUUCUUAAAGGAGAUCGAAGGAGCUUCAGUUUAUAUAAAAAGGAAAAUGAACUUAAAAUAUUAAUUCUACGUAUUACUUAGUUACAUGACCUUUAUAUUUUCUACAUUUUUAAUUUUAUUUCAGUCGUUUUAUUUGAGAUAAUAUUAAUACGAGUAAUUUAGUAGCA